GUUGCGUUUAUAUGUCAAUGCAUUUGACCAGCAGAGGGCGUUUGUCCCCUACUGCACGCCGUAGUUUGCAAUGUUUUGUCAUUCGUUCUAGCCUGUCACCUGAUGUAGAUAGUAGUACAGUACAUUUUGUCCAUAUUGACCUGAAGCUAGGUAGGUAGGAAAACUUCAAAUAAUGUCUUCCAACAGCGGUAUCCAAAUCCCAAGUCGACUGCCUCUGCUGUUGACCCAUGAAGGGGUGCUUUUACCGGGUUCGACGAUGCGGAUCAGUGUUGAAACGGCGAGGAACAUGCAUCUGGUGAAGAACAGACUGCUGAAGGGGACCUCGCUGAAGAGCACCAUCAUCGGGGUGAUCCCCAACACCCGAGAUCCAGAACACGAUACUGAAGAUCUCCCCCCUUUGCAUAGGUAGGUAACUGUAGUUAGCUAAUUCUGCUUUUUUACAUGCCAUCUCAAACAGUCUUUGUGCAGACCUAACAGUUACCUGUUGUAGUCAAGUGGUAGUAUAGCUAUGACGUAACUAAGUUAGCUAGCUGUACAACAACCACUGUCAGUUAAAUGUCACAUUGAGAAAAGCUAGCUAGUGUACUUGAACUUCACUCAAUGGAAACUAUGCCAUGUCCUGCCUAUUAUAGCAGUGUGAUGUUAUUUGAAUGUUUCAAAAUGUUUACGAUGGUGGUGCUAUCAGUAAGGUAUGUUAUAUUAUUUCUUAUUAAGAAUACAUUUAUUUGAUUCUUGAAAAUAGGACUAACUUGGUAGCUAAAUCAUGCUUUACAUUUUUCACAUUGGAAUUUAAACUUUUUCCUAUGCUCUCUCCUGUAAGUUGUUCUAGAAAGGUCGUUUGAACUUCAGAUGGACUUUAACCUUGCAUUUAGCAGGAUACAACCGUGUUAGUUUACUGGUUACUAAGUAGCAAUAUGUGUCCCUCUAUGCUUUAAUAACUGCAACAACUGAAGUAGGACACCAAUGUUAAAUCAUGUUGAUAAUUCCCAAUUUUCUCUGGUACAACAUUCUUCAUAUAUCUUCCUCUUUUGGCUUUGACUGUCUGUACACUAGCUGUGUUGUAGAUGUUAUGGUCAGAGACCGCAACUCAAGUGGCACCCUAUUCCCUACAUGCAGUGAGGGGAAAAAAGUAUUUGAUCCCCUGCUGAUUUUGUAUGUUUGCCCACUGACAAAGAAAUGAUCAGUCUAUCAUUUUAAUGGUAGGUUUAUUUGAACAGUGAGAGACAGAAUAACAAUACAAAAAUCCAGAAUAACGCAUGUCCAAAAUGUUAUAAAGUGAUUUGCAUUUUAAUGAGGGAAAUAAGUAUUUGACCCCCUCUCAAUCAGAAAGAUUUCUGGCUCCCAGGUGUCUUUUAUACAGGUAACGAGCUGAGAUUAGGAGCACACUCUUAAAGGGAGUGCUCCUAAUCUCAGCUUGUUACCUGUAUAAAAGACACCUGUCCACAGAAGCAAUCAAUCAAUCAGAUUCCAAACUCUCUACCAUGGCCAAGACCAAAGAGCUCGAACAAGGAUGUCAGGGACAAGAUUGUAGACCUACACAAGGCUGGAAUGGGCUACAAGACCAUCGCCAAGCAGCUUGGUGAGAAGGUGACAACAGUUGGUGUGAUUAUUCGCAAAUGGAAGAAACACAAAAUAACUGUCAAUCUCCCUUGGCCUGGGGCUCCAUGCAAGAUCUCACCUCGUGGAGUUGCAAUGAUCAUGGUCCUCUGUAGCUCAGCUGGUAGAGCACGGCGCUUGUAACGCCAAGGUAGUGGGUUCGAUUCCCGGGACCACCCAUACACAAAAAAAAAUGUAUGCACGCACGACUGUAAGUCGCUUUGGAUAAAAGCGUCUGCUAAAUGGCAUAUUAUUAUUAUUAUUAUUAUUAUUAUUAUCAUGAGAACGGUGAGGAAUCAGCCCAGAACUACAUGGGAGGAUCUUGUCAAUGAUCUCAAGGCAGCUGGGACCAUAGUCACCAAGAAAACAAUUGGUAACACACUACGCCGUGAAGGACUGACAUCCUGCAGCGCCCGCAAGGUCCCCCUGCUCAAGAAAGCACAUAUACAGGCCCGUCUGAAGUUUGCCAAUGAACAUCUGAAUGAUUCAGAGGAGAACUGGGUGAAAGUGUUGUGGUCAGAUGAGACCAAAAUGGAGCUCUUUGGCAUCAACUCAACUCGCCGUGUUUGGAGGAGGAGGAAUGUUGCCUAUGACCCCAAGAACACCAUCCCCACCAUCAAACAUGGAGGUGGAAACAUUAUGCUUUGGGGGUGUUUUUCUGCUAAGGUGAUAGGACAACUUCACCGCAUCAAAGGGAUGAUGGACAGGGCCAUGUACCGUCAAAUCUUGGGUGAGAACCUCUUUCCCUCAGCCAGGGCAUUGAAAAUGGGUCGUGGAUGGGUAUUCCAGCAUGACAAUGACCCAAAACACAUGGCCAAGGCAACAAAGGAGUGGCUCAUGAAGAAGCACAUUAAGGUCCUGGAGUGGCCUAGCCAGUCUCCAGACCUUAAUCCCAUAGAAAAUCUGUGGAGUUAGCUGAAUGUUCAAGUUGCCAAACGUCAGCCUCGAAACCUUAAAUGACUUGGAGAAGAUCUGCAAAGAGGAGUGGGACAAAAUCCCUCCUGAGAUGUGUGCAAACCUGGUGGCCAACUACAAGAAACGUCUGACCUCUGUGAUUGCCAACAAGGGUUUUGCCACCAAGUACUAAGUUAUGUUUUGCAGAGGGGUCAAAUACUUAUUUCCCUCAUUAAAAUGCAAAUCAAUUUAUAACAUUUCUGACAUGCGUUUUUCUGGAUUUUCUUGUUGUUAUUCUGUCUCUCACUGUUCAAAUAAACCUACCAUUAAAAUUAUAGACUGAUCAUGUCUUUGUCAGUGGGCAAACGUUCAAAAUCAGCAGGGGAUCAAAUACUUUUUUCCCUCACUGUAGUGCACUAAUUUAAUUUUGACCAGAGCCCUAUGUGCCCUGGUCAACAGUAGUGCACUAUAGGAUGUCAUUUGGGAGGAACGAUUGUUUUUCCUCGCUUCAUUCCAUUCUGUAAUUAUCAGUAUUGGCACGGCGGGGCUGGCGGUGCAGGUAGUGGGCAGUAAUUGGCCCAAGCCCCACUACACGCUACUCAUCACAGGGCUGUGUCGCUUCCGUGUGGCCCAACUGCUGAAGGAGGGGCCCUUCCCCAUGGCUGAGGUAGAGCAGCUGGAUAAGCUGGAGCAGUACACCAGCCCCAAGGAGAUAUCUGAGGCAGCCGGGCCAGAGGGAGAGUUGGGGGAGCUGUCCCAGAGGUUCUACCAGGCCGCUGUGCAGGUGGGUGUGACAGCAGCAUCCCUGACUUUCACUAAUAGAAUCUACAGUAUAAGUGUGUCAUAUUAGAAUAAUAUACCAUUUAGCAGAUGAUUUUAUCCAAAGCCACUAAUAGUACAGUAACCGUGAAUGCAUGUAUUUUAGUAUGUGACCCCAGCGGGACUCGAACCCACAGUUCUGGUGUUGUUAGCACCACACUCUGAGCCACACAGGACCAGAAGCUAUGGCUUUAUGUUAUUUUAGCAUAGCAAAUGAGGAUUCCUUCAAUGUGGGUAAUAGGCUUGGCUACUCUUCUGUAACUGUACGGAAUAUUAUCCACCAAUGUAAUGUAUGUCAUGGUAUACAGUGCUAUGAAAAAGUAUUUGCCCCCUUUCUAAUUUUCUCUACUUUUGCAUAUUUGUGAUACUGAAUGUUAUCAGAUCUUCAACCAAAACCUAAUAUUAGAUAAAGGGAACAUAAGUGGACAAAUAACACAACAAUUACAUAUUUAUUUCAUAAACAAAGUUAUGCAACACCCAAUUCCCCUGUGUGAAAAAGUAAUUGCCCCCUUACACUCAAUAACUGGUUGUGCCACCUUUAGCUGCAAUGACUCCAACCAAAUGCUUCCUGUAGGAAUUGGAGGAAUUUUGGCCCACUCUUCCAUGCAGAGCUGCUUUAACUGAGUGACGUGUGGGUUUUCAAGCAUGAACUGCUUGUUUCAAAUCCUGCCACAACAUCUCAAUUGGGAUUAGGUCUGGACUUUGCCUAGGCCAUUCCAAAACUUCCAAUUUGUUGCUUUUUAGCUUCAUGUAGACUUGAUUGUGUGUUUUGGAUCAUUGUCUUGCUGCAUGACCCAGCUGCGCUUCAGCUUCAGCUCACAGACGGAUGGUCUGACAUUCUCCUGUAGAAUUCUCUGAUACAGAGCAGAAUUCAUGGUUCCUUCUAUUAAGGCAAGUCGUCCAGGUCCUGAGGCAGCAAAGCAUCCCCAAACCAUCACACCACCACCACCAUGCUUGACCUUUGGUAGGAUGUUCUUACUGUGGAAUGCAGAGUUUGGUUUUCGCCAGGUGGCACAACCAGUUAUUGAGAGUAAGGGGGCAAUUGCUUUUUCACACAGGGGAAUUGGGUGUUGCAUAACUUUGUUUAUGAACUAAAUAUGUAAUUGUUGUGUUAUUCACUUAUUCACUUAUGUUCCCUUUAUCUAAUACUAGGUUUUGAAGAUCUGAUAACAUUCAGUAUCACAAAUAUGCAAAAAUAGAGAAAAAAUACUUUUUCAUAGCACUGUAUGUUUACGUAGACAGAUUUACUGCCUGGUGUACACAGAGACUUUGAUCCCUUAUCUCUCCACCCCUGUCCAUGUUUCAUAUCUGUCCCCUGUGUACCGUUUCUUCACUGUUGUCUUUCCUCUCUAUGUGUCUGUGUUAGUUGGUAGGCAUGUUGGACAUGUCUGUUCCUGUGGUGGCCAAGCUGAGAAGGCUCUUGGACAGUCUCCCCAGAGAGACCCUGCCUGAUGUCCUGGUUUCUAUGAUUCGUACCUCCAACAAAGAGAAGCUCCAGGUAGAGCAAUGUGUUUAUGUGUCUGUGGGUGCUUGUUCAUUGAUGUACCAUGUGUAGUUUUUAGAAAUGUCAAUUAUUUUUGAUUGACUUCCCUGUAUAAGGGCAUGAAUGUAUCAGCUAUAUGCGUGUCUUUCUGCUUUGAUAUCACUGUAAGUGUAUAUGUAUGUGGACAUGCAGGUUCUGGAUGCAGUGAGUCUGGAGGAACGUUUUAAGAAGACUCUCCCCCUGCUGACCAGACAGAUUGAGGGUCUCAAACUGCUGCAGAAGACCAGAAAACCAAGACCAGACGAUGACAAAAGGGUAAAGGAGUCCGCAUACUUCAGUAAGGGUUUUUCCGGCUUUUCGGGCACACAAACUAUUUCUCGAAGGCCAGCCGAAGUUCGGGAGACAAAGUCUACGCCCCUUCGUCCGUGAUUGGUCAACUGUAUGGGAUUCUUUAAUAAAGUCUUUGUUGUCAUUCAACGAGAGACAACUCGUUUUCAUGCACAUUUUUUAAUUGAGAAAUACUGCACCAAACAUCUUAGUUAGACUAAGAUCUCCUCGGCAAAAACGUCAAAAUUAAAGAGAUUUCUUGAGUUAUCUUAGAUUAAUUCUGACUAGUUCGAGGAAGUGUAUACUGGCUACGGCAUCUCAAAAUGGACAAACAGUACUAUUGACACUUUUUUCUAGUUUUUCAAGCGAAAGUAUUUUACGGGACUAUGCGAGCACACUCAUUUGGCUAUUCGGCCAGCCGAACAGAAGCAUGCUGACGCUUGAAUGCUAAAGACUACUCAACUGUUAGCAUUUCUUCUAGGAAAAAGUGUCACACUUGUGGGCAUGCUAAAAGAUCAGAGGCAGUGCCUGCUUAGAAUUGAAAUGCAGAGAUUAUACAGUAUGUCUCAUGCUUGGCACUCUUCCCUCCCCUAUCUCUCAGGUGCUGGCUGUACGGAAAGGCGGUGUGCUUCCUGGUCGUCAGUUCUCCUUGGAUGAAGAGGGUGAUGAUGAGGAUGGUGAUGAUACUGCUGUCCUGGAGAGGAAGGUUAAAGGAGCGAACAUGCCAGAGCCUGCCUUGCGUGUGUGUCUCAAAGAGCUCAAAAGGUACCCACAGUUUGUUUACCUUCCAUUUCAAUGUAUUCAGACUUCCUGGUAUUGUGGGAACACUUGCAGUGUGUAUGUGUGUAUAUUUCCAUAGUAGUGGCAUUGACACAAGACACAAUGCCUUCAGAAAGUAUUCAUACCCCUUGACUUAUUCCACAUUUUGUUGUGUUACAGCCUGAAUACAAAAUGGAUUAAAUAGUUUUUUUUCUUCUCACCCAUCUACCCCACAAUACACCAUAAUGACAAAGUGAAAACAUGUUUUUAGAAAUUUUAGCAAAUUUUUAGAAAACAAAAUACAGAAAUAUCUAAUUUAAAUAAGUAUUCAACCCCCUGAAUCAAUACGUGUUAGAAUCACAUUUGACAGCAAUUACAGCUGUGAGUCUUUCUGGGUAAGUCUCUCUAAGAGCUUUGCACACCUGGAUUGUAAAAAAGUUGUAAUGUUAUGUACACUCAGUCAUCUUGGUAAGCAACUCCAGUGUAUAUUUGGCAUGUGUUUUAAGUUAUUGUCCUACUGAAAGGUGAAUUUGUCUCCCAGUGUCUGUUGGAAAGCAGACUGAACCAGUUUUUCCUCUAGGAUUUUGCCUGUGCUUAGCUGAAUUCGGUUUCUUUUUAUUCUAAAAAAACUGUGUUGUGUUGAAUUUGCCCCAAACAUAAUGCUUUGUAUUCAGGACAGUUCAUUUCUUUGCCACAUUUGUUGCAGUUGUACUUUAGUGCCUUAUUGCAAACAGGAUGCAUGUUUUGGAGUAUUUUUAUUCUGCACAGGCAUCCUUCUUUUUACUCUGUCAUUUAGGUUAGUAUUGUGGAGUAACUAGAAUGUUGUUGAUCCCAUCCUCAGUUUUCUCCUAUCACAGCCAUUAAACUCUGUAACUGUUUUAAAGUCACCAUUGGCCUCAUGGUGAAAUUCCUCUCCGGCAACUGAGUUAGGAAGGACACCUGUGUCUUUGUAGUGACUGGGUGUAUUGAUACACCAUCCAAAGCGUAAUUAAUAACUUCAACAUGCUCAAAGGGAUAUUCAAUGUCUACCAAUAGGUGCCCUUCUGGUCUUUGUGGUUGAAUCUGUUUUUGAAAUGUACUGCUUGACUGAGGGAGUUUACAGAUAAUUGUGUAUGUGGGCUACAGAGAUGAGGUAGUCAUUCAAAAAUCAUGUUAAACACUAUCAUUGCACACACUGAGUUCAUGCAACUUAUUAUGUGACUUGUUAAGCACAUAUUUACUCCUGAACUUAUUUAGGCUUGUCAUAACAAAAGGGGUUGAAUACUUAUUGACUCAAGACUUUUCAGCUUUUAAUUUUUUUAUUAAUUUGUAAACAUUUCUAAAAACAUAUUUCCACUUUGACAUUAUGGGGUAAUGUGUGUGUAGGCUAGUGACACAAUCUCAAUUUAAUCCAUUUUAAAUUCAGGCUGUAACACAACCAAAUCUAGAAAAAGUCAAGGGGUGUGAAUACUUUCUGAAGGCACUGUAUGAUAAUCUACACAGAUUGAAGAAGAUGCCCCAGUCUAUGCCAGAGUACGCUCUCACCCGAAACUACCUGGAUCUUAUGGUGGAAUUGCCCUGGAGCAAAAGUACCACAGGUAUGCACAGUACACCACCAUGACACCACUACAAUCUCAGGUUAAUUAAUUAAUUAAUUUACACUUCAUUAAUUAAAUGUAUAAAUGUAUAUAUCCAUACAUACAGAGCACACCAUAUGCACAUUAUACCUUGAAAAUCGGGACAAGGGGUAGUAAGCAAAGAGUACCAGGAGGGAGUCAUCACCACAGCUCUCUUUGGAACUCUUUCUCUAUUUAAAAUGGAACAAAAGGCUUCUACCACUGGAGGGAGCUCAAUAUCAUAUUUUGCCACUAGUUGCGUUGUCCUCUAUACUAAUCAGAACCAGCAGAGGGAGCCAGUCAUUAGACACAUGUCUGAGAGUAUUGAGGACAUUUGUUUAUAUGAUUCAGCAUUACGAGUCCAUACCAUACUUCUGCUUAGUCAUGUAGCUACAUAAAACAAAAUGUUUUAUUACAAUCUAGAUGAAUGGUUAUUAGAAUCACUUGGUUGACAUUAGAUGAGGUCUUUGAGAAUAUUCACGGUGUUGGAAUUAAACCCUGCUCCUCACGGUCUCUGCAGACUGUCUUGAUAUCCACGCUGCACGGGUGCUGUUGGACAACGACCACUAUGCCAUGGAGAAGCUGAAGAGGAGAGUGCUGGAGUACCUGGCUGUGAGGCAGCUGAAGAGCACCCUCAAGGGGCCCAUCCUGUGCUUCGUGGGGCCACCUGGGGUGGGCAAGACCAGUGUGGGGCGCUCCAUCGCCCGUACCCUGGGCAGGGAGUUCCACCGCAUCGCCCUCGGAGGGGUGUGUGACCAGUCUGACAUCCGCGGGCAUAGGUACACUGGAGAGGGCAGAGGAUGGAGGUGGGGAUGAAUGGGUGGGCAGGCAGGCAGCUGUGUCUGUAAAUUGUAUUCUGCACAGGAAAUGAAACCCCUAUAGACAUACAUUAUAUUCUGUCUUAAGAGAGUGGGGAGGGUAAGUCCACAUAUAUUAUAACAACGAAGGUACCGACAUUGUCUGGCCAGAAGUCAGAGUGCAGCACAUCUCAUGGUAAAAGUAGUUCAACAUGAGUUAGGCCUUUUCUGUAACUCACCAGUGGUCAUGGUUGAUAGGUGGAGACAGAUGUGGGUCAACAAUAGUAGAUAUAAAAGGUUCAGGUAGAAAAGUGCGGUCUGUACAGACAAUACAUAUACACUGAGUGUACAGAACAUUAGGAACAUCUUCCUCAUAUUGAGUUGCACCUCCCUUUUCCCUCAGAACAGCCUCAAUUCGUCGGGGCAUGGACUCUACAAGGUGUCGAAAGCAUUCCACAAGGAUGCUGGCCCAUGUUGACACAUGCUUCCCACAGUUGUGUCAAGUUGGCUGGAUGUCCUUUGGGUGGUGGACCAUUCUUGAUAAACACGGAAAACUGUUGAGCGUGAAAAACCCAGCAGCGUUGCAGUUCUUGACACGCUCAAACGGGUGCGCCUGGCACCUACUACCAUACCCCAUUUAAAGGCACUUAAAUCUUUUGUCUUUCCCAUUCAUCCUCUGAAUGGCACACAUACACAAUCCAUGUCUCAAUUGUCUUGAGGCUUAAAAAUCCUUCUUUAACCUGUCUCCUCCCCUUCAUCUACACUGAUUUAAGUGAAUUUAACAAGUGACAUCAAUGAGGGAUCAAAGCUUUCACCUGGAUUCACCUGGUCAGUCUGUCAUGGAACGAGCAUGUGUUCCUAAUGUUUUGUUCACUCGGUGUAUACAGCCCUUUGCAAUGUGAGUAAACAUGAGAGGGAAAACUAGGAGUGGAAGCAUGAUGUAAUCUUUCAUGUUGCUUUGUUCGCCUGUCACUAUGGAGACUCGGCGGGACAAUGACAUCUCAGCCUUCAGGUCCGGGCAGGUCCUUCCUGUGUCUCUGAGUUUAUCCAUAGCCCCCAGCCUCCAGUCUCAUGCAUCAAUUGUGACACCACACCAAACAACCCACCACUGCAGUUUAGGAAGCUGCCUGUUGUGUGUUUUGAUGUGGUUUCAAGUGUAGAUAGCGCGUGUGUUUACCCUAAUAAGUGUGGGGCCGGGAUGUGAGUUAGGUUCAUGCUGGUUCAGUCUUACCUAGUGUUUGUGUGCUGUAGUGUUAGUGUAAAUCAAAUUUUAUUUGUCACAUAUGGCGAAUACAACAGGUGUAGACCGUGAAAUCCUUACUUACGAGCCCUUUCCCAACAAUGCAGAGUUAAAAAGUAAGAAAAUGUGCAAAUAAAAAUAGAAAAUAGUAACACAAUAAAUAAAAAUAACGAGUACCGGUGCAGAGUCAAUGUGCUGAAGCGCGUAGUGUGUAAAAAUCGUCUGUCCUCGGUUGCAACAUUCACUACCGAGUUACAAACUGCCUCUGGAAGCAACGUCAGCACAAUAACUGUUCGUCAGGAGCUUCAUGGCCGAGCAGCCACACACAAGCCUAACAUCACCAUGCGCAAUGCCAAGUGUCGGCUGGGGUGGUGUAAAGCUCGCCGCCAUUGGACUCUGGAGCAGUGGAAACGCGUUCUCUGGAGUGAUGAAUCACGCUUCACUAACUGGCAGUCCGACGGACGAAUCUGGGUUUGGCGGAUGCUAGGAGAAUGCUACCUGCCCCAAUGCAUAGUGCCAACUGUAAAGUUUGGUGGAGGAGGAAUAAUGGUCCGGGGCUGUUUUUCAUGGUUCGGGCUAGGCCCCUUAGUUCCAGUGAAGGGAAAUCUUAACGCUACAGCAUACAAUGACAUUACAUUUACAUUUUAGUCAUUUAGCAGACGCUCUUAUCCAGAGCGACUUACAGUUAGUGAGUGCAUUUUUUUUUUCUUCAUACUGGCCCCCCGUGGGAAUCGAACCCACAACCCUGGCUUUGCAAGCGCCAUGCUCUACCAACUGAGCUACACAGGGCCUUGGCGAGUCUGUGCAUCCAACUUUGUGGCAACAGUUUGGGGAAGGCCCUUUACUGUUUCAGCAUAACAAUGCCCCCGUGCACAAAGCGAGGUCCGUACAGAAAUGGUUUGUCGAGAUCUGUGUGGAAGAACUUGACUGACCUACACAGAGCCACUACCUCAACCCCAUCGAACACCUUUGGGAUGAAUUGAAACGCCGACUGCGAGCCAGGCCUAAUCGCCCAACAUCAGUGCCCGACCUCACUAAUGCUGUUGAGGCUGAAUGGAAGCAAGUCCCCGCAGCAAUGUUCCAACAUCUAGUGGAAAGCCUUCCCAGAAGAGUGGAGGCUGUUAUAGCAGCAAAGGGGGGACCAACUCCAUAUUAAUGCCCAUGAUUUUGGAAUGAGAUGUUCGACGAGCAGGUGUCCACAUACAUUUGGUCAUGUAGUCUAUAUUCCUCAAUGUUGAUGGAUGAGUCCUGGGUGGAUUCUCAAGACAGUCCUGCAGUAUUGAGUCUGCCGCCUCUGUCCAGCGCCUCACUAUUCUCUGUGUUGGUGGCUCCCUCUUGAGUUGCUGCUUGUAGUAGGAACAGAGAGACGUGAUCUGAUUGGCUGAAGUGGGGGCAGGGUAUGGCUUUGUACGCAUCAAGGAUAUUUGUGUAUACAUGGUCCAGCACGUUGUUUAAGCAUCCUGUUUUGGCUUUUACCUUCGUUGUUUUUAAUCUUUCCCCUUCCAUUGAUUCUCUCUCCGUCCUAUCAUUAUCUCACUGCACACCUUUCUCUCUUGUUUUGCUUGCAUUUUUGUUUCUCUGUGCUCCUUAUCUAUCACACUCUCUUCUUCCUCCUUUUGCCUCCUUUCCUUUCUGCACCCCAUUUUCUGUACUCUACAGUGAGGGAAAAAAGUAUUUGAUCCCCUGCUGAUUUUGUACAUUUGCCCACUGACAAAGAAAUUAUCAGUCUAUAAUUUUAAUGGUAGGUUUAUUUGAACAGUGAGAGACAGAAUAACAACAAGAAAAUCCAGAAAAACGCAUGUCAAAAAUGUUAUAAAUUGAUUUGCAUUUGAAUGAGGGAAAUAAGUAUUUGACCCCUCUGCAAAACAUGACUUAGUACUUGGUGGCAAAACCCUUGUUGGCAAUCACAGAGGUCAGACGUUUCUUGUAGUUGGCCACCAGGUUUGCACACAUCUCAGGAGGGAUUUUGUCCCACUCCUCUUUGCAGAUCUUCUCCAAGUCAUUAAGGUUUCGAGCCUGACGUUUGGCAACUCGAACCUUCAGCUCCCUCCACAGAUUUUCUAUGGGAUUAAGGUCUGGAGACCUUUAAUCCCAUAGAAACUGUGUUACCAAUUGUUUUCUUGGUGACUAUGGUCCCAGCUGCCUUGAGAUCAUUGACAAGAUCCUCCCGUGUAGUUCUGGGCUGAUUUCUCACCGUUCUCAUGAUCAUUGCAACUCCACGAGGUGAGAUCUUGCAUGGAGCCCCAGGCCGAGGAAGAUUGACAGUUAUUUUGUGUUUCUUCCAUUUGCGAAUAAUCGCACCAACUGUUGUCACCUUCUCACCAAGCUGCUUGGCGAUGGUCUUGUAGCCCAUUCCAGCCUUGUGUAGGUCUACAAUCUUGUCCCUGACAUCCUUGGAGAGCUCUUUGGUCUUGGCCAUGGUGGAGAGUUUAGAAUCUGAUUUAUUGAUUGCUUCUGUGGACAGGUGUCUUUUAUCCAGGUAACAAACUGAGAUUAGGAGCACUCUCUUUAAGAGUGUGCUCCUAAUCUCUGCUCGUUACCUGUAUAAAAGACACCUGGGAGCCAGAAAUGUUUCUGAUUGAGAGGGGGUCAAAUACUUAUUUCCCUCAUGCGUUUUUCUGGAUUUUGUUGUUGUUAUUCUGUCUCUCACUGUUCAAAUAAACCUACCAUUAAAAUUAUAGACUGAUCAUUUAUUUGUCAGUGGGCAAAUGUACAAAAUCAGCAGGGGAUCAAAUACUUUUUUCCCCUCACUGUAUGUACUGGUCUCUCUGUCUAACAUGAUGCCCUUUCGCUCCCUGUCUACAGGAGGACGUACGUUGGCAGCAUGCCCGGCCGCAUUAUCAAUGGGCUGAAGACUGUGGGAGUCAACAACCCUGUUUUCCUGCUGGACGAGGUGGACAAGCUAGGCAAGAGUCUGCAGGGAGACCCUGCCUCUGCCCUGCUGGAGGUGAGAAAUCUGGGACCACCAGACCAGGGGGCAGCCUAGUGGUCUCUCUGAUACAAACCAUAUGGAGUACAGGGGGGAAGAGGUAGGAAAGGAGAGAGGGAUUGAGCGAUACAGGGAGAUGGACAGAGACUCAUCCAGACAGGCAGGCAGAGAGUGAUAAGAUUCUACAUAGAUUAUAUAUAGAGGAGGAUGGAGUAAACAAAACUUAUCAAAAAGGUCUGCAUGUAAGAAGUCAACAUCUGUCUGAUCUUUAAAAAUACCCAGUAGUCCCCUGGAGGUAGGUCUGUGACCUGGGCUGGUUCACCUGGCCCUGCUCCACUUCCUGCUGGAGUUAUCAGCUCCUAUGGUGCAUGACUGUCCCACUUCACUUCCUGGAAACACAAUGGGAGAGGAGGGAUUAAGAAUCCCCAUUGCAGUGAUGGACAUAGAGACAAAUGAGCACUGUAGUGUCCACACUCACUCACUCACUCACUCACCACUGAAUGUAUGUGAGGAGUCUCAGACUCAAUUAGUGUGAUGGCCUGAAGACGUGAGUAGCUAUAUUUAGGUGAGCGGGAUACCUACCUAUCUACAGCAGUGUGAUUAGCCUUGCUGAUACCAGGAGAAGAGAAGAUUAAUCUCAGUGAGAAUGCAUUACAGCUAGCUCCGAUAACAGCCCCACUAGCCUCAAGCCCAAGCUUGACCCCCAAGUGGGAAUGGUGCGCACUACUCAGACAUGCCACACGCUGUCUCUCUCUGUUACACACACACACUUUCACACACUCGCACACUCCUAGUUUAAAAACCCUCUUGCGUGCUUCCACAUGCUCCCUCUGUAGGUCUGUUUGUUUGGUUUUGCUUUAAUCCUUUUAUCUAUUGGCGUGGUAAUGUAGUCCUGCUUUCUGGGAGCCAGUGUUUGCAGACCACAUCACAGCCAAACCAAAACUUCAGGCUCAGUCACAGAAUUACCCACCAGGUGCACUAUUCUGCUGCAUUCUACAUUCCACCUUCUUACUCUCACUCUCCCUCUCUCUCUUUUUCUUCCUCUCUCUCUCUCUCUCUCUCUCUCUCACUCACUCUCAAUUCAAUUUCAAUUUAAGGGCUUUAUUGGCAUGGGAAACGUAUGUUAACAUCGCCAAAGCAAGUGAAGUAGAUGGUAAUCAAAAGUGAAAGAAACAAUAAAUAUUAACAGUAAACGUUACACUCAGAAGUUCCAAAAUAAUAAAGACAUUUCAAAUGUCAUUAUGUAUAUAUACAGUGUUGUAACAAUGUACAAAUGGGAAAAUAAAUAAACAUAAAUAUGGGUUGUAUUUACAAUGGUGUUUGUUCUUCACUGGUUGCCCUUUUCUUGUGGCAACAGGUCACAAAUCUUGCAGCUGUGAUGGCACACUGUGGUUUUUCACCCAGUAGAUAAGGGAGUUUAUCAAAAUUGGGUUUGUUUUUGAAUUCUUUAUGGAUCGCUGUAAUCUGAGGGAAAUAUGUGUCUCUAAUAUGGUCAUACAUUUGGCAGGAGGUUAGGAAGUGCAGCUCAGUUUCUACCUCAUUUUGUGGGCAGUGUGCACAUAGCCUGUCUUCUCUUGAGAGCCAGGUCUGCCAACGGCGGCCUUUCUCAAUAGCAAGGCUAUGCUCACUGAGUCUGUACAUAGUCAAAGCUUUCCUUAAGUUUGGGUCAGUCACAGUGGUCAGGUAUUCUGCCACUGUGUACUCUCUGUUUAGGGCCAAAUAGCAUUAUAGUUUGCGCUGUUUUUUUGUUUGUUCUUUCCGAUGUGUCAAGUAAUUCUCUUUUUGUUUUCUCAUGAUUUGGUUGGGUCUACUUCUGUUGUUGUUGUCCUGGGGCUCUGUGGGGUGUGUUUGUGAACAGAGCCCCAGGACCAGCUUACUUAGGGGGGACUCUUCUCCAAGUUAAUCUCUCUGUAGGUGAUGGCUUUGUUAUGGAAGGUUUGGGAAUCGCUUCCUUUUAAGUGGUUAUAGAAUUUAACAGCUCUUUUCUGGAUUUUGAUAAUUAGCGGGUAUCGGCCUAAUUCUGCUCUGCAUGCAUUAUUUGGUGUUUUUCGUUGUACACUGAGGAUAUUUUUGCAGAAUUCUGCAUGCAGAGUCUCAAUUUGGUGUUUGUCCCAUUUUGUGAAUUAUUGGUUUGUGAGCGGACCCCAGACCUCACAACCAUAAAGGGCAAUGGGUUCUAUAACUGAUUCAAGUAUUUUUAGCCAGAUCCUAAUUGGUAUGUCGAAUUCUAUGAUCCUUUUGAUGGCAUAGAAGGCCCUUCUUGCCUUGUCUCUCAGAUCGUUCACAGCUUUGUGGAAGUUACCUGUGGCGCUGAUGUUUAGGCUGAGGUAUGUAUAGUUUUUUGUGUGCUCUAUGGCAACGGUGUCUAGAUGGAAUUUGUAUUUGUGGUCCUGGGAACUGGACCUUUUUUGGAACAUCAUUAUUUUUGUCUUACUGAGAUUUACUGUCAGGGCCCAGGUCUGACAGGAUCUGUGCAGAAGAUUUAGGCGCUGCUGUAGCCCCUCAUUGGUUGGUGACAGAAGCACCAGAUCAUCAGCAAACAGUAGACAUUUGACUUCAGAUUCUAGUAGGGUGAGGCCGGGUGCUGCAGACUGUUCUAGUGCCCUCGCCAAUUCGUUGAUAUAUAUGUUGAAGAGGGUGGGGCUUAAACUGCAUCCCUGUCUCACCCCACGGCCCUGUGGAAAGAAAUGUGUGUGUUUUUUGCCAAUUUUAACCGCACUUGUUGUUUGUGUACAUGGAUUUUAUAAUGUCGUAUAUUUUUCCCCCAACCCCACUUUCCAUCAAUUUGUAUAGCAGACCCUCAUGCCAAAUUGAGUCAAAAGCUUUUUUGAAAUCAACAAAGCAUGAGAAGACUUUGCCUUUGUUUUGUUUGUUUGUCAAUUAGGGUGUGCAGGGUGAAUACGUGGUCUGUCGUACGGUAAUUUGGUAAAAAGCCAAUUUGACAUUUGCUCAGUACAUUGUUUUCACUGAGGAAAUGAACUAGUCUGCUGUUAAUGAUAAUGCAGAGGAUUUUCCCAAGGUUGCUGUUGACGCAUAUCCCACGGUAGUUAUUGGGGUCAAAUUUGUCUCCACUUUUGUGGAUUGGGGUGAUCAGUCCUUGGUUCCAAAUAUUGGGGAAGAUGCCAGAGCUAAGGAUGAUGUUAAAGAGUUUAAGUAUAGCUAAUUGGAAUUUGUGGUCUGUAUAUUUUAUCAUUUCAUUGAGGAUACCAUCAACACCACAGGCCUUUUUGGGUUGGAGGGUUUGUAUUUUGUCCUGUAGUUCAUUCAAUGUAAUUGGAGAAUCCAGUGGGUUCUGGUAGUCUUUAAUAGUUGAUUCUAAGAUUUGCAUUUGAUCGUGUAUAUUUUUUUGCUGUUUGUUCUCUGUUAUAGGGCCAAAAAGAUUGGAGAAGUGGUUUACCCAUACAUCUCCGUUUUGGAUAGAUAGCUCUUCGUGUUGUUGUUUGUUUAGUGUUUUUCAAUUUUCCCAGAAGUGGUUAGUCUAUGGAUUCUUCAAUUACAUUGAGCUGAUUUCUGACAUGCUGUUCCUUCUUUUUCCGUAGUGUAUUUCUGUAUUGUUUUAGUGAUUCACCAUAGUGAAGGCGUAGGCUCAGGUUUUCUGGGUCUAUGUUUUUGGUUGGAUAGGUUUCUCCAUUUCUUUCUUAGAUUUUUGCAUUCUUCAUCAAACCAUUUAUCACUGUUGUUACUUUUCUUCGGUUUUCUGUUAGAGAUUUUUAGAUUUGAUAGGGAAGAUGAGAGGUCAAAUAUACUCUUUAUGUUUUCUACUGCCAAGUUUACACCUUCACUAUUACAGUGGAACGUUUUGUCCAGGAAGUUGUCUAGAAUGGAUUGAAUUUGUUGUUGCCUAAUUGUUUUUUGGUAGGUUUCGACACUACUUUCCUUCCAUCUAUAGCAUUUCUUAAUAUUAUUCAGUUCCUUUGGCUUUGAUGCCUCAUGAUUGAGUAUUGCUCUGUUCAAGUAGACUGUGAUUUUGCUGUGGUCUGAUAGGGGUGUCAGUGGGCUGACUGUGAACGCUCUGAGAGACUCUGGGUUGAGGUCAGUGAUAAAGUAGUCUACAGUACUACUGCCAAGAGAUGAGCUAUAGGUGUAUCUACCAUAGGAGUCCCCUCAAAGCCUACCAUUGACUAUGUACAUACCCAGUGUGCGAAAGAGCUGCAGGAGUCGUGACCCGUUUUUGUUGGUUAUGUUGUCUUGGUUGUGCCUAGGGGGGCAUAUGGGGGAGGGAAUGCUGUCACCUCUAGGUAGGUGUUUAUCCCCCUGUGUGCUGAGGGAGUCAGGUUCUGAUCAGGCAUAGGUCUGAUCUGAGGGGGCCUAAAUGGGGUGUGGGCAUGGUUGACUUGGGGGGGUGGGGGGGGGGGGGGGGGGGGGGGGUGGGGUCCCGCAGGUCUGGGAGAGUGUCUCGCUGGUCUGGGCGGGGUGUCUGUUGAUCUGUUGCUCCUGUGUGAGGUGUUGGGUCUGCGGUUGUGGGUAAUAUCAUUUAGGGUCCGGGCGAAGGUGGGCACUGCUGCCUUGUAUUUGUGGACCUGGUCAUAAAGACUGGGAAAAGUUUAUUUUCUUGUAUGUAUUUCCCGUUUGAGUCCAUAAGGAGUACAAUCUGUGGCUUGUGUAUGUCCUCUGUGGGUGUGGGGGGGUCAUCAUGAGGGCUAUCAGGGUGUCUGACUGGGGGGUUGCUCAGAGGGGUUGGGGUCCCCAGGGCUUGGGGUUGUUCAUUUGUUUGUCUGGCUGUAAUGUCGAGGCUAUGGUCAGGGUCUAGGGUGUACUGUUCUGCUGCGGUGUCGAGACUUUGGCCAGGAUCUGAGGUGGGCUGUUCUGCUGGCUUCUCUGCGGGGGUGGCCAGCUCUCUAAUGGGUUGUUCUAUGUCACCCGUCAUCGUUCUCACCUUCUCCUCCAGCACUCUGAUCCUCUCCUCUAGUGCUCUGUUCUUCUCCUGCUCUUGCUCUUUCUCCUGUUGAUGUUGUCUCACCACAGUCCAGAGUGCAGAUAUGUCUCUCUCUACCUCCAGCUCUCCAGGUCUAGUUAAGGGGGUAUUGUUGUGCUGGACUGUUGUCUGGGUCUGUGCUGACUGGAGUGUGUUCACCUGCUGUUCCAGCUCCACCUGCCUUACCUCCAGCUGGGUGAAUGUAUCCUUCAUUUCAAUGAGGGAGUAGUACUCUGUGCUGGGAAGUUGACUUUCCGCUUGGGGUUGCUCUGUGGGGUUAUUUAAUGAAGAGGUCUGGUCUGUCCCGCUCGGGGUGGGGGUAUGUUUCUCAAGGGAGAGCUUCUCCUGCUGAGCUAUUUCUUUGAUUAGGUGAAAGUCCAGCUGGAACUGUUUGGUGUUGCCUUGAACCAAAACUGUUCCAGAUUUAUAUUAGACGACUCAGAGUCCUCGUUGUCCAGGAUCCUGAGUUUCCACCCAUCGCUAACACCCCCCCCAACAAAAAGUGUCUCCUGAUUCCUCAUAAGGAGUUUCAUUUUGUACUCUUUUCGUGUCUUAUCGUUCUUUACAUUCAGAGGGUACUGUAUUUUAAUGACCUCUGAACAGCGGGGGGGGGGGGGUGCUUCUAAGGCCUCUCCAUUUGGUUGGGGUAGACUGUGCGACUCUCCUGCCAUUGUUGGGCUCAAGGGCUUUGACACCUCUCACUUCACACGUCAGUGCUAAUUGAAAUUGUAUCUCUUUGUACUAGCAAGCUUGGUAGCCUUAGCAUUCAGUCCUUAUAAAGUAAAAUAUAUCAUUGUAAUGUAUUUUUCUUCUUGGUUUUUUUAAGUAAAAAAUAGCUUCAUACUAAACAUUACUCACUCAGUUCCAGGUUGGAUGGUGUUUUCAGGUUUCUGUUUGUUUGACAGAGCAUUUGCUGUAUAGUUUGGGAAUAGUAAUCCUUGGUAGUAGAAAGCCUUCCAGGUAAUUCCGUCCAAAAUCAGGUUGUAGGUUUGGAGUUUUGGUUUGGAAUGAAGGUUAUGUUGUGGAGGGUAGCAUCCUGUAUAUGUCCCUGCCAAAAAAUCCUACUUUAUCUAACUCUAAAUCAAUAUUUUUUGUUAAAAAUGCAGGAGCAUUUCCUCUGCCUCUCCCUAUCUUCUUGGGUGCUCAGAGGGAUAGAGAGAGGCAGAGCAGGGAAGAGGAGAAGGGAGGUGGGGGAGGAAGCAAAGCAGAAUUAUUUGUAUAUUGCCUCUGGCAGUGUGAAGUCUGACUCAACAACACACAUAUACACAGACACACAGUGUCAAUGUUUCUACAACUGCAGCUGGUAGACAUGCAGGUCAUUAGUAAUGGUUGCUAACCAGUUGACUGACUCCCACAAGGUCCUCGACCCAGAGCAGAACCACAGCUUCACAGACCACUACCUCAACGUGGCCUUCGACCUUUCCCAGGUCCUGUUCAUCGCUACUGCCAACACCACGGCCACCAUCCCUCCGGCCCUGCUGGACAGGAUGGAGGUCCUCCAGGUGCAAGGUCAGAGGCCAGGGGUCAAGGGUCAUCUUGUUGGGCAGAGGGGUCAGCUGAAGGGGCAUUGAGUACCUGUCUUGGCCAUUGAUUUAUGUAGAAUCAAUGUAACUUGUUAUUAACAUAUUAAUAGCACACGUCAUGGUGUAGCCCCAAGACACAGUAGGUAGUUCCCCUCUGAGAUUGAUGUGGUGUUAGCCUGGAUAAAUAUGGUAAUGAACUGUCAGGAAGAGGUGUGUAUUACAUUAUUCUAUGGAUGUGUGUAUAAUGUCCUCUCAGGGUACACUCAGGAGGAGAAGGUGGAGAUAGCUCAUCGUCACCUGAUUUCCCAUCAGCUAGAACAGCAUGGACUCACCCCCCAACAGCUCCAGAUACCUCAGGACACCACACAGGACAUCAUUAGCAAGUACGAACACACACACUCACACAUACACCGCGGCUGCUUUACACGCCCUAGGGGAGCGGUAGGUCAGAGAGAGGAGGAGGGAAGUGAUUAUCUUUCUAGCAGGACAGAAGGGGGAGAUUACCAGAGCCAGACAGGUUAAGACCGGUCACAGAGGGCACCCACUGGUACAUACUGACAGACAGACAUACAGACACACACACACAGACAGAUAGAUAAUUAGACCAAAAAUAUAAUCAAAUCAAAUGUUAAUUGUCACAUGCUUCGUAAACAACAGGUGUAGACUAUCAGUGAAAUGCUUACUUACGGGCCCUUCCCAACAAUGCAAUAUACAGUCGUGGUCAAAAGUUUUGAGAAUGACACAAAUACACAUUUUCACAAAGUCUGCUGCCUCAGUUUUGAUGAUGGCAAUUUCCAUAUACUCCAGAAUGUCAUCAAGAGUGAUCAGAUGAAUUGCAAAGAAUUGCAAAGUCCCUCUUUGCCAUGAAAAUGAACUUAAUCCCCAAAAAACAUUUCCACUGCAUUUCAGCCCUGCCACAAAAGGACCAGCUGACAUCAUGUCAGUGAUUCUCUUGUUAACACAGGUGAGAGUGUUGACGAGGACAAGGCUGGAGAUCACUCUGUCAUGCUGAUUGAGUUAGAAUAACAGACUGGAAGCUUUAAAAGGAGGAUGGUGCUUGAAAUCAUUGUUCUUCCUCUGUUAACCAUGGUUACCUGCAAGGAAACACGUGCCGUCAUCAUUGCUUUGCACAAAAAGGGCUUCACAGGCAAGGAUAUUGCUGCUAGUAAGAUUGCACCUAAAUCAACCAUUUAUCGGAUCAUCAACAACUUCAAGGAGAGAGGUUCAAUUGUUGUGAAGAAGGCGUCAGGGUGCCCAAGAAAGUCCAGCAAGCGCCAGGACUGUCUCCUAAAGUUGAUUCAGCUGCGGGAUCGGGGCACCACCAGUGCAGAGCUUGCUCAGGAAUGGUAGCAGGCAGGUGUGAGUUCAUCUGCACGCACAGUGAGGCGAAGACUUUUGGAGGAUGGCCUGGUGUCAAGAAGGGCAGCAAAGAAGCCACUUCUCUCCAGUAAAAACAUCAGGGACAGACUGAUAUUCUGCAAAAGGUACAGGGAUUGGACUGCUGAGGACUGGGGUAAAGUCAUUUUCUCUGAUGAAUCCCCUUUCUGAUUGUUUGGGGCAUCCGGAAAACACCUUGUCCGGAGAAGUCAAGGUGAGCGCUACCAUCAGUCCUGUGUCAUGCCAACAGUAAAGCAUCCUGAGACCAUUCAUGUGUGGGGUUGCUUCUCAGCCAAGGGAGUGGGCUCACUCACAAUUUUGCCUAAGAACACAGCCAUGAAUAAAGAAUGGUACCAACACAUCCUCCGAGAGCAACUUCUCCCAACCAUCCAAGAACAGUUUGGUGACGACCAAUGCCUUUUCCAGCAUGAUGGAGCACCUUGCCAUAAGGCAAAAGUGAUAACUAAGUGGCUCGGGGAACAAAACAUCGACAUUUUGGGUCCAUGGCCAGGGAACUCCCCAGACCUUAAUCCCAUUGAGAACUUGUGGUCGAUCCUCAAGAGGCGGGUGGACAAACAAAAACCCACAAAUUCUGACAAACUCCAAGCAUUGAUUAUGCAAGAAGGGGCUGCCAUCAGUCAGGAUGUGGCCCAGAAGUUAAUUGACAGCAUGCCAGGGUGGAUUGCAGAGGUCUUGAAAAAGAAGGGUCAACACUGCAAAUACUGACUCUUUGCAUAAACUUAAUGUAAUUGUCAAUAAAAGCCUUUGACACUUAUGGAAUGCUUGUAAUUAUACUUCAGUAUACAGUGAGGGGGAAAAAGUAUUUGAUCCCCUGCUGAUUUUGUACGUUUGCCCACUGACAAAGACAUGAUCAGUCUAUAAUUUUAAUGGUAGGUUUAUUUGUAGUAACAUCUGACAAAAAUAUCUCAUAACACUGAAGCAGCAAACUUUGUGAAGACCAAUACUUGUCAUUCUCAAAACUUUUGACCACGAUUGUAUUAUAUUAUAUUCUUCAAAUAGCCACCCUUUGUCUUGAUGACAGCUUUGCACACUCUUGGCAUUCUCUCAGCUAUUUGGUUAACUACACUGAACACAAAUAUAAGCGCAACAUGCACUAAUUUCAACAGUUUUACUGAGUUACAGUUCAAAUAAGGAAAUCGGUCAAUGGAAAUAAAUGUAUUAGGCUCUAAUCUAUGGAUUUCACAUGACUGGGAAUACAGAUAUGCAUCUGUUGAUCACAGAUACCUUUAAAAAAAGGUAGGGGCGUGGAUCAGAAAACCAGUCAGUAUCUGGUGUGACCACCAUUUGCCUCAUGCAGCGCGACACAUCUCCUUCGCAUAGAGUUGAUCAGGCUGUUGAUUGUGGAAUGUUGUUCCACUCCUCUUCAAUGGCUGUGUGAAGUUGUUGGAUAUUGGCGUGAACUGAAACACGGUGUCGUACACGUCGAUCCAGAGCAUCCCAAACAUGCUCAAUGGGUGACAUGCAGGCCAUGGAAGAACUGGGACCUUUUCAGCUUCCAGGAAUUGUGUACAGAUCCUUGUGAUAUGGGGCCGUGCAUUAUCAUGCUGAAACAUGAGGUGGUGGCGGAUGAAUGGCACGACAAUGGGCCUGAGGAUCUCGUCACGGUAUCUCUGUGCAUUCAAAUAGCCAUUGAUAAAAUGCAAUUGUGUUCAUUGUUCGUAGCUUAUGCCUGCCCAUACAUAUAACGGCACCGCCACCAUUGGGCACUCUGUUCACAACGUUGAUAUCAGAAAACCGCUCGCCCACACGACGCCAUACACGCUGUCUGCCUUCUGCCCGGUACAGUUGAAACCGGGAUUCAUCCGGGAAGAGCACACUUCUCCAGUGUGCCAGUGGCCAUCAAAGGUGAGCAUUUGCCCACAGAAGUCUCCUAACUGCAGUCAGGUCAAGACCCUGGUGAGGACGACGAGCAAGCAGAUGAGCUUCCCUGAGACUGUUUCUGACAGUUUGUGCAGAAAUUCUUUGGUUUCCUCAGCUGCCCGGGUGGCUGGUCUCAGACGAUCCCGCAGGUGAAGAAGCCAGGUGUGGAGGUCCUGGGUUGGCGUGGUUACAUGUGGUCUGCGGUUGUGAGGCCGGUUGGACAUAAUACCAAAUUCUCUAAAACAACAUUGAAGGUGGCUUGUGGUAGAGAAAUGAACAUUCAAUUCUCUGGCAACAGCUCUGGUGGACAUUCCUGCAGUCAGCAUGUCAAUUGCAUGCUCCCUCAAAACCUGAGACAUCUGUGGCAUUGUGUUGUGUGACAAAACUGCACAUUUUAGAGGGGCCUUUUAUUGUCCCCAGCACAAGGUGCACCUGUGUAAUGAUCAUGCUGUUUAAUCCGCUUCUUGAUAUGCCACAUCUGUCAGGUGGAUGGAUUAUCUUGGCAAAGGAGAAAUUCUCACUAACAGGGAUGUAAACAAAUUUGUGCACAACAUUUGAGAGAAAUAAGCUUUUUGUGCGUAUGGAUAAUUUCUGGGAUCUUUUAUUUCAGCUCAUGAAACAUGGGACCAACACUUUACAUGUUGCGUUUCUAUUCUUGUUCGGUGUAUUUAGCAGUCUCAUGGUUUGCGGCUAGAAGCUGUUCAUGAGCCUUUUGGUCCUAGACUUAGCGCUCUGGUACCGUUUGUCGUGCGGUAGCGGAGAGAACAGUCUAUUACUUGGGUGGCUGGAGUCUUUGACAAUUUUUAGGGCCUUCCUCUGACACCGCCUGGUGUAGAGGUCCUGGAUGGCAGGGAGUUCGACCCCAGUGAUGUACUGGGCCUCACGCACUACCCUGUGUAGCGCCUUGGGGUCGGAUGCCGAGCAGUUGCCAUACCAAGCGGUGAUGCAGCCACUCAAGAUGCUCUCAAUGGUGCAGCUGUAGAACCUUUUGAGGAUCUGAGGGCCCAUGCCAAAUCUUUUCUGCCUCCUGAGGGGGAAGAGGCGUUGUCAUGCCCUCUUCAUGACUGUGUUGGUGUGUUUGGACCAUGAUAGAUCCUUAGUGUUGUGGACACCGAGGAACUUGAAGCUCUCAACCAGCUCCACUACAGCCCGGUCGAUGUGAAUGGGGGCGUGUUCGGCCCUCCUUUUCCUGUAGUCCACAAUAAGCUCCUUUGUCUUGCCCACGUUGAGGGAGAGGUUGUGGAUCGGUAGUACAGUAAUAAACCUACUACUUCUCCAGACACACCAUUAGACCCAGAUGGAUUUGAGGCAUACAGUUCACUUAAACAACAGAGGCUGUCAGUAUAGAGUCAUACAUUCCCAGUUCAGUCCAGGCAUCUUUACUGAGCCAUGGGCACCUCCACCAUAACUUCACUAAGGGUAGUCAGACAUAGAAGACGACCAAAGGCCACUGGGGCUGGCUGGCUAAAGAACAAAGAGAAAGGAGAGAGGUGGUCAUGCUGCAGAUGGGGCCAGUGCCUAUCAGACAUGGCCAGGGGGGAGAUUGUGAUGUUCCACCAUUAACUACUGUUGUCUCAAACAGUCACUCAUGUCACACUCAGUCAUUUUAACCAUCAUGGUUGAUGAUAGCGGAACUCUGUGUGUGUGUGUGUGUGUGUGUGUGUGUGUGCAGGUACACUCGUGAGGCCGGUGUCCGCUCCCUGGAGAGGAAGAUCGGUGCGAUCUGUCGAGCAGUGGCAGUGAAGGUCGCAGAGGGUCACAAGGUCACCAAAUCAGAGGCCGCGCCCGCUGAGAGCGCCCCCCAGGGAGCUGAGCACGGAGGUAGAAAAACCAACAGGGGAACACUCUCUGUGGGGCAGGAGGGGGGACUGACUGACUGACACACAGCUACAGUAUCAGGCCCUGCCCUCAAACACACUGCAGUGGUGAGCUGGACUCAGCAGUGCCUCAGAGUGGGCUGCUGUAUUCUGCAUAAAGACAGACUAGAACUCCCCACAUACAAGCUGUGAAAUCACAAUAUCUGCUCCUGGAUGUAUUUGAGCCCCUGGAGGCUGGAGCUAAUUGAGUUGUUAGGAACAGACAUGGCUAUAUCAUACUAUGUACACUACCAGGUGCUCCCCCCCUCCCUCCAGUGAGCACCGUCACCUUACACACUUUCACACUGCUGGUUGGUUGUGCAGUCCCUGGCCUAAAGUCUGCUGACCAAUGCACAAUGCCCUCUCAAACAUACAGGCACGCAUGCUCACACAGAGUCACACAUACACACAGUACACAGACACACCAUCCGCCUUCUGAGGGGUAUGGGUGGGGUUAAGAGGAGAUGAGGGGGAGGGGGGGUUAAGCCUGCUAACAGACGGCCUCACGACCACAUGCCCCCUGUCUCCCCUGUGCAGCAGCUCUUGUGUAAAAGGAAAAAUCACACUGCCAGUUAACACGGCCAGAGCCGAGAGGGGGUGAAGAACAGAGGGGUUUUAUGGCUCUGUUGCCCCAUUGAAAUGGAAUUGGCCCCCCCAGCCCCCUCCCCUCUGUGUAACCACUCCCACUGCACGAUGAAAAACACCAGCAGAUAAAAAGAGAGAGGGAGAGAAUGGGACUCUUCCUCUGCUCUUUGUGCAAAUGGCUGUCUGUUGCCAGGUAACAGUGACAUUAUUGGCAGACCGAACAAAGAGUUGUGAGGAGGAGAGCGCGCGCUCUGGGGGGGUCUGUGUCUGUCUUUUCUCUACCAGCUGCUCCACGACUGGCGGCUCAUGACAGCUGUCACAUGACCAGUUAGGAGCACAGCUGUUGUUCCUUUGCCCACCUCUCUCCCCUGGUUGUAUCCUCCGUUUCAUCCCUCGCUCUGUUUUAUCUUUCAUGGCACUAGACAGCUCAAAGAGGGACUGAACUGUCAGAGCUGAUUUCUGUUAUAUUACACAUUCACUCACUACACAGUUAUGUCAGUCCAUAAAGACUGUGUCCUCAGUUAUCCCCUCUUCAACUCUUCAUUAAGUGUUUGUAAAAUAGUGCUGUGCUGCAGUGUAGUGUUGUCACUGAAUGGACUAGCUAUGUUGAGGGGAACACCAUGCUCCUUAUCCACAUGGCAUUGGUAGUCAGGUCACAUGAUAAGUGGGCAGUGAUCAGCAUGUGCAUAAUAAGAGGUUUGGAGAGGCUGGCUCGUGACCGCACUGUGUUGUGUACCGUACACAACAACAAACACUCAGACAUGCAGUAUGUGUACAAACACACACCUUGUUGUUUUAAAUCCUCCUCCAACCUUUCGAAUGAACUUUUGAAGUGGUGUUGCUAAUAUUUAUGUUAAUCUCUCUAAUUAGCUCUCCUGCUUUCUAUGUUCUCAUUCUCUCUCACCUCAAUUGUGUGUGUCUGUGUGUGUGUGUCUGUGUGUGUGUGUCUCAGAGGAGAAGCAAGGGAGGAGGGGAGAGGAGCCUGACGGGGGGUCUACAGACAUGGCAGCGCCCCCAGAGAUGCCCAUCGUCAUCGACCACAUCGCCCUGAAGGACAUACUGGGGCCGCACAUCUUUGAGAUGGAGGUGAGAGAGGGUAGGGGUUGGCACUGUCUGGCCCAACACACACCACUGUACUGGAGAGAGAAACAUUUAUUAUGCUGAUGACAUUGCAGAGUGCAGCAAAUACAGCAGGAUGUAUAGAAAAGCCUCGUCAUGCAGAAUUAAAGCCAAAGUGUUUUCAUGUACCCAUAACAUGGGUCCUCUUGAGAGAGUGAAAGCCAACUAUAAACAUGCACUUAUAACACUACUAGUUUGCAGACUUGAAGGGUGCAACUUUAAAACAGUACUCUAGUGUACUAUAGAUUCACCUAAAUGUGCCAACUUCUGAUUGUUGUGCUCAGGUUGUUGCUGCAGGCUUAAAGCAGUGUAGUUGUGCUGGAGAAAGUACACACUUAUGUUAGUAAUGUAGCUUAGCAUUCCAUUCAUACCCAUGGGAUUUGGGGGUCGGGGUGAGGGGCUCUUGAGCUCUCACAGGGGGACUGGAAUGUGUCUUAUGUGUACAGCAGGGAGAGGAGAAGGAGGGUUAUUUGGAGGGGAGGCAAACCACAGCAUUCUUCUAGUUCUCACUGAGCAUAGGAUACUGAGGACUACAACUAGUUUUAAAACAUAGUAAACCCCAUACUCUUACUCAGACCUCAGUAUUAUUUUCUAAUCCAGUGUUUAGAUGACAAAAAAUAUAGUAGUUAUGUGUAGAUGACUAUAGAUCCAGUAUCUAGGUGUGUGUAUACACUGAGUGUACAAAACAUUAGGGACACCUUCCUAAUAUUGAGUUGCAUCCCCUUUUGCCCGUUUUUGUAUUAACUUUAAUAUUUGUAGCUACUUUUUAAGUAAAUACUUGCAGUCAACUUGUGCAAUACGUUAGGAGAUAAAGAACAUUGCGUUCUUAAUUUUCCUGUCACAUUAUUAUGAAGUUUAUGGUAGUCCCCAGUCACAUGUCACAUGGACUCUACAAGGUGUCGAAAGCAUUCCACAGGGAUGCUGGCCCAUGUUGACUCCAAUGCUUCCCACAGUUGUGUCAAGUUGGGUGGUGGACCAUUCUUGAUACACAUGGGAAACUGUUGAGCGUGAAAAAUCCAGCAGCAGUGCAGUUCUUGACACUCAAACCGGUGCGCCUGGUAUACUCCGUUCAAAGGCACUUAAAUAUUUUGUUUUGCCCAUUCACCCUCUGGAUGGCACAUACACAAUCCGUCUCAAUUGUCUCGAGGCUUAAAAAUCCUUCUUUAACCUGUCUCCUCUCCUUCAUCUACACUGAUUGAGGUGACAUCAAUUAGGGAUCAUAGUUUUUACCUGGAUUCACCUGGUUAGUCUAGGUCAUGGAAAGAGCAGGUGUUCAUGUUUUGCACACUUAGUGUAGAUGACUGUGUGUUCCUCUCCCUGGUCGUGUCCAGGUGUCGGAGCGACUGACCCUGCCGGGCGUGGCCGUCGGCCUGGCCUGGACCCCCCUGGGAGGGGAGAUCAUGUUUGUGGAGGCCAGCCGCAUGGAGGGUGAGGGCCAGCUGACCCUGACUGGACAACUGGGUGACGUUAUGAAGGAGUCUGCCCACCUGGCCAUGAGCUGGCUGCGCAGCAAUGCCAAGACCUACCAGCUGACCAACAGUGAGAGAAGACACACAACAAAAUGCAUUUUGUCUUAGCUUUGCUACUCAUUUACGUCCAUAUCAAGGCAAUACACAAUGACGGCUGAAGGACUGUGUGUCUGUCUGUCUGAUGUAGUGGUCGGUGGUUCAGAUCCUCUGGAGGGGACAGACAUCCAUCUGCACUUCCCAGCGGGAGCAGUCACAAAGGACGGCCCAUCGGCUGGCGUCACCAUGGUAACGGUCCUGGCCUCGCUGUUCAGUGGGCGCCUGGUACGGUCCGAUGUGGCCAUGACUGGAGAGAUCACUCUGAGAGGCCUGGUGCUGCCGGUGAGACACAACUACACUUCUACAUAGUGCUGUGAUGGUCAUGGAAUUGUGGAUGACUGUAAUUGGCCAGCCAAAUUACCGCGGUCUCCGUAAUAACCUUGCGAAUAGGAACAAAAAAAUACACAAAUCUAAACGCAAAAUGUCUCCUUUCCUCUGCUCCUGACUGCAUGUGCUGCAGUAGAAAUAGAAUGAAAAGAAUGGGCGUCCCCAUUCAAGUCAAUGAUGGCAUAAUGGGUGGACUGGCGGCCAUUGUGAGUGUACCCAUAUGAACAGGAAGUAAAAUCAGGAAGUGUACCCAUCAAUAUGUGCUGUGAUUUGUUGAUUCAACUCAACUGACAUUACAAAAUACCUUCCAUUGCAUGAGCAGUUAACUAGUGGUGGGGAGUCAACUUCAAAAUAAUCGAUUCCUUGCCCGUCGACUCCCAUUUCUGGGUGUCAUGCAUCAAUUCCGCUAGGAAUCGACCCCUAAGAUUCAGUAUUUUUGCAACGGAGGAGACUGACUAGGCUAGUUGCCGUAGGCUACUUCCGAGAACACAAACUCUUGCAUCUUUCACAGCAAAGAAAGAGCGAGCUAGCGAAGGAGAGAGAGAGGGGAAGGGCAUAGGUAGGCAUGUCGGUCACCAGGCAGACAGUCAGAGCCAUGCAUCGGAAAUCAAAAGCUGUAUCUCGCAAUACUGUUUAGGUUGAUCUCGCAAUUUCUUGCAUAUUCACUAAAGGAGGGGCUAUCAAUGAGUAGGCUAAGCUACAAACACGCAACAGACCAAAGACCUGAACACACACUGGCAUCUUUCAUAGUGAAGAGAAAGAGCAGGCGAGUCAGCGAGAGAAGGGGCAGGCAGACAGACAGUCGGAACCGUGCGCAUAGGCUUUCUUGAUAAUCUGUAUCUCGCAAUGUCUUGUUUUGCAAUGCCUCGUAAAUUCAAUGAGUAGGCCUAGGGUUAAGCUAUUCUACAUUGUGCCAGUGAAUUGAAGUUGAACAUGCGUCAGUUUAAUUAGACCUAAAUGUGCUAUUAAAAAGUAUUGUGCCUAUAGCUUAUUUAAUGAAACACUGGCUGUUGAUGUCCUAGUUAGUCAAUAGAUCGCAAAGCAGGGCAUCCCCGAUUCCCCACUGAGCUAAACUUUUUGGAAAUGGCAAGUUCACUUUCUCAUGCAUAAACGCAUCUCAAGUGCAAAUACUGUCCAGCAGCUCAAAUCAGCAGAAUGGGGUGCAUUUUUAUUAGGAGGGAAGUCUACCAUGGAUCGCUAAAAUAAUGAUUAUGAUCACACUUGAAUGUAAAUAUUAUGGGUAGAACUAUACAUUUGGCAGCCAAGCACGAGUUAUCAGUGUAGCCUAUUAUCGUCUAGACAUGACGUUGAAAUUUCUUCACUGCUAGAAUAAAAACCUCCACUCCAGGCUUCAGUCAUGAGUCAAUUGAAUACCAGGUAGACAUUGCGAGUGUACCAAUGAGUUUACCAGUCAGUUUGCCAGGGUUAGAGGUUCCAAGCCCAUUCUAUUAAUUGUUUGCUACAACACCUUACUUGUUUCACCAAUGGGCAACAAAGUUUCAUCACGUUAAGAGUCCAUGUUAUCGCAGAAACUGACUCAACCGCACGAAUGCCCGGCCGUCCUGUCUUCAGUCAGCAGUUCAUUCCCAAAACCCUUGUGGUUAUUUUAUUUUCAUGACUGUCUUCAUCCAUAACCGCCAGUUAUAUGGUAAUUGUGCCAGCCCUAAUUCUGUCUGCAGGUGGGAGGGAUCAAGGACAAGGUCCUGGCAGCUCACAGGGCCGGGGUGAAGCGUGUCAUCAUCCCAAAGCGCAAUGAGAAGGACCUGGAGGAGAUCCCUGCUAACGUCCGGGUGGAGCUGGACUUCGUAACAGCCAGAAACCUGGACGAGGUCCUGAACGCAGCCUUCGAUGGGGGGUUCCCCGGAAUCUCCAACCCUCUCACUCUACCACACAUCGCCAGCAAACUGUGA
Molecule: messenger RNA, 29497 nt
Organism: Coregonus sp. 'balchen'
Lineage: Eukaryota; Metazoa; Chordata; Actinopteri; Salmoniformes; Salmonidae
Source: the annotation of a GenBank genome assembly